CACCUCUUCACCAUUGGCAUUCACCGGAACGAGCUGCUUCAGCUUCUGCCGCAUCCUCUCGAGUUUCCUUUUCAAUAGAGAUACCCGGUGGAUUCAUUCACAUAGAGAGCUUUGAUUAGCUCUUCCUACGGCACCCGAAUCUUCUACUCUACCUCCCGCAUCUCGCCAUCACGACCGCGACUUUUUGCCCAACAUGCGUCCCGAAGUCGAGCAAGAGCUUGCACACACACUCCUCGUGGAGCUUCUUGCAUAUCAGUUCGCCUCUCCCGUGAGAUGGAUUGAGACGCAAGAUGUUUUCCUCGGUGAGAAGACAGCCGAGCGAAUCGUCGAAAUCGGUCCUGCGGAUACACUAGGGGUCAUGGCAAAGCGAACGUUGGCAUCCAAGUACGAGGCAUACGACGCUGCCAAAUCCGUUCAAAGACAAAUUCUCUGCUACAACAAGGACGCAAAGGAGAUCUACUACGAUGUUGAUCCUGUUGAGGACGAGCCGGAGCCCGCAGCCGCAACCGCUGAGAGCUCCAGCUCUGCACCAGCGGCCGCUGCUGCUUCGGCCGCUGCCCCUGCUGCUGCCCCAGCUCCCGGUGCAGGUCCAGCUGCAGCCGUUCCAGAUGCCCCUGUGGCCGCUUCGGACAUUGUGAGAGCUCUCAUUGCUCAGAAGCUGAAGAAACCUUUCUCGGAGAUUCCUCUCAGCAAAGCCAUCAAGGACUUGGUUGGUGGCAAAUCCACUCUGCAGAACGAAAUCUUGGGUGAUUUAGGAAAGGAGUUCGGUUCCACACCAGAAAAGCCUGAGGACAUACCCCUAGACGAGCUCGGUUCUGUUAUGCAGGCUACCUUCAAUGGUCAGCUCGGAAAGCAGUCACAGUCGCUCAUUGCCCGUUUGGUAUCCUCGAAAAUGCCCGGUGGCUUCAAUAUCACAUCAGCUCGCAAGUACCUGGAGACUAGGUGGGGUCUUGGCGCUGGCAGGCAAGACGGCGCCCUGCUACUUGCUAUCACAAUGGAGCCGCCGGCCCGUUUGGGUUCUGAGAACGACGCAAAGGCUUUCCUAGACGACGUGGCUCAAAAAUAUGCCAGCAACGCCGGAAUCAGCUUGUCUACAGCCGCUGCUGCAGGUCCCGCUGCAGGUGGCGGCGGUGGCAUGAUGAUGGAUCCUGCUGCCAUUGACGCCCUCACAAAGGACCAGCGUGUUCUCUUCAAGCAGCAACUUGAGCUUUUGGCGAGAUAUCUCAAGAUUGACCUGCGCUCAGGCGAGAAGGCCGCUCAAACUACACAAGAAUCUGAAAAGGUGCUGCAGGCUCAACUGGAUCUUUGGGCUGCUGAGCAUGGUGAUUUCUACGCGUCUGGCAUUGAGCCUGUCUUCAGCCCCCUGAAAGCUCGUACAUACGAUUCGUCGUGGAACUGGGCGCGCCAGGAUGCUCUCAGCAUGUACUACGAUGUCAUUUUCGGUAGACUUCAGGUCGUCGACCGUGAAAUUGUCAGUCAAUGUAUCCGCAUUAUGACAAAGUCAAAUCCGCUCCUUUUGGAGUUCAUGCAGUACCAUAUCGACAACUGCCCGACCGAGCGUGGCGAGACCUACAAGCUUGCCAAGCAGCUUGGUGAGCAGUUGAUUGAGAACUGCAAGGAGGUCAUGAAUGUUGCACCUGUAUACAAGGAUGUCAACGUUCCUACUGGUCCUCACACUACUGUCGACAACCAGGGCAAUAUCAAGUACGAAGAAGUCCCACGACAGAGCUGCCGCAAGCUUGAGCAUUACGUCAAGCAGAUGGCUGAGGGUGGUAAGAUUACUGAGUACGGCAACCGUACAAAGGUCAACAACGAUCUUGCACGCCUGGUAAAGCUGAUCAAGGCUCAACACAAUAUGGCUAGACCUACACAAGUUGAGCUCAAGAAGAUUUCUGACAAUGUCCUUCAGUCUUUGGCCAUGAAUGAGAGCUCCAUCUUGCCAAAGGAGAACGGAAAGGCAGGCCUUGUGAAGAAGACUGGUCUUAAGGCAUCUAGUCAGCCCAAGCAGGGCAAGACUGAGUCCAUGCCUUUCCUGCAUCUGAAGAGCUUUGAUGAACUCACCGGCUGGGCUUACGACAAGAAGCUCUCCACCGUCUACCUUGACUGCUUGGAAAUAGCUGCCAGGGAUGGAAUCAGCUAUGAAGGCAAGUAUGUUCUCAUGACUGGUGCUGGUGCUGGUUCCAUUGGUGCCGAGGUUUUGCAGGGUCUGAUCAGUGGUGGCGCCAAGGUUAUCGUUACCACUAGCCGCUUCUCCCGCGAGGUUACGGAGUACUACCAGGCUAUGUAUGCCAAAUAUGGUGCUCGCGGCUCUCAACUCGUUGUCGUUCCUUUCAAUCAAGGUAGCAAGCAAGAUGUCGAGGCACUCGUUGACUACAUCUAUGACCCCAAGAAAGGCUUGGGCUGGGAUCUUGACUACAUCGUCCCAUUUGCUGCCAUCUCUGAGCAAGGCCGCCAAAUCGAUGGCAUUGACUCCAAGUCUGAGCUCGCUCACCGUAUCAUGUUGACCAACCUUCUCCGUCUCCUCGGAGGCGUCAAGAGCCAGAAGUCCGAGCGCGGCUUCGAGACUCGCCCUGCCCAGGUCGUCCUGCCGUUGUCGCCUAAUCAUGGUACUUUUGGCAGCGAUGGUCUGUACUCAGAGUCCAAGCUUGGUCUCGAGACUCUCUUCAACAGAUGGCGAUCUGAGGACUGGGGCAGCUACCUUACCAUUUGCGGUGCUGUCAUUGGCUGGACCCGUGGCACUGGCCUCAUGUCUGGCAACAACGUUGUCGCCGAGAGCGUUGAGCAGGAAGGUGCCCGCACCUUCUCGCAGCAAGAGAUGGCUUUCAACUUGCUCGGUCUCAUGUCACCUGAUAUUGUCGAUCUCUGCCAGAGCCAGCCUGUCUUUGCUGAUCUCAAUGGUGGUCUCCAAUUCAUCAAGAAACUGAACAAGUUAAUGUCUAAGGAGCGUGCAAACAUCACUGGAAGCAGUGAAAUCCGCCGUGCGGUUACCAAGGAGACUGCCAUCGAGAACAAGAUUGUCAACGGCGAGGAGAGCGAGGCUCUCUACAAGAGGAAGGUGGUCGAGCCCCGUGCAAACAUCAAGUUUGAUUUCCCAACACUGCCAGACUGGAAGUCCGAGGUUGAGCCACUCAACGAAAACCUCAAGGGCAUGGUCGAUCUUGACAAGGUUGUCGUUAUCACUGGCUUCGCCGAGGUUGGUCCCUGGGGUAACUCUAGAACUCGUUGGGAGAUGGAAGCGAAUGGGGAGUUUUCGCUGGAAGGUUGUGUUGAAAUGGCCUGGAUCAUGGGUCUUAUCAAGAAUCACAACGGCCCUAUCAAGGGUCAGCCUUACUCUGGAUGGGUCGAUGCCAAGUCCGGCGAGCCCGUCGAUGACAAGGACAUCAAGACCAAGUACGAAAAGCAGAUCUUGGAGCACUCGGGUAUCCGUUUGAUCGAGCCCGAGCUCUUCGAUGGGUAUGACCCCAACAACAAGGAGCUCCUUCACGAAGUCGUCAUCGAGGAGGAUCUCGAGCCUUUCGAGGCUUCCAAGGAGACUGCUGAAGAGUUCAGACGCCAGCAUGGUGUCAAGGCCGAGAUUUUCGAGAUUCCCGAGAGCGGCGAGUACACCGUGCGCAUGAAGAAGGGUGCGUCCCUUUGGAUCCCCAAGGCUUUGAGAUUUGACCGCCUUGUUGCCGGACAAAUUCCUACCGGCUGGGAUGCCAAGAAGUACGGUGUGCCUGAAGACAUCAUUUCCCAGGUCGACCCUGUCACCCUUUUCGUGCUUGUCUCAGUUGCUGAAGCCCUGCUCUCUUCAGGUAUCACUGAUCCUUAUGAGUUCUACAAGUAUGUCCACGUUUCUGAGGUCGGCAACUGCAUCGGUUCUGGUAUGGGUGGAGCUGGUGCUCUACGUGGUAUGCACCGUGACCGUUUCUUGGACAAGCCGGUCCAAAACGACAUUCUUCAGGAAUCCUUCAUCAACACUAUGGCUGCUUGGGUGAACAUGUUGCUGCUGUCUUCCUCUGGUCCCAUCAAGACUCCUGUCGGUGCUUGUGCCACUGCUGUUGAGUCGGUCGAUAUCGGAUAUGAAACUAUCAUGGAGGGUAAGGCCCGUGUCUGCCUUGUCGGCGGUUUCGAUGACUUCGGCGAGGAAGGUUCGUACGAGUUCGCCAAUAUGAAGGCCACCAGCAAUGCUGUUGAUGAGUUUGCCCAUGGCCGCACGCCCCAAGAGAUGUCGCGUCCUACUACUACCACCCGUAACGGCUUCAUGGAGUCGCAGGGUUCCGGUGUCCAGAUCAUUAUGACUGCCAAGCUUGCUCUUGACAUGGGUGUGCCCAUCCACGGUAUUCUUGCUCUUACCACAACCGCUAGCGACAAGAUCGGACGAUCAGUCCCGGCCCCUGGCCAAGGUGUCCUCACGACUGCUCGCGAGACUCGUGGCAAGUUCCCUUCACCUCUGCUGGAUAUCAAGUACCGUCGUCGCCAGAUCGAGCUUCGCAAAAAGCAAAUUCGCAACUGGAAGGAGUCUGAGCUUGAAUAUCUGCACGAAGAGAUCGCUGCAAUCAAGUCGCAGAGUGAUGACUUCAACGAGAACGAGUACACUGCCGACCGUGUGGCUCACGUUGAGAAGGAGGCUAUUCGUCAGGAAAAGGAAGCUCUUCGCAGCUUCGGUAACAACUUUUGGAAGCAGGAUACCAGCAUUGCUCCCCUACGUGGCGCACUUGCUACUUGGGGUCUUACUAUUGAUGAUCUUGGUGUUGCUUCAUUCCACGGUACUUCCACCAAAGCUAACGACAAGAAUGAAUCUUCUGUCAUCUGCCAGCAACUACGCCACCUCGGCCGCACCAAGGGUAACGCCGUUCUUGGUAUUUUCCAGAAGUACCUCACUGGUCACCCUAAGGGUGCUGCUGGUGCCUGGAUGCUGAACGGUUGUUUGCAGGUCCUCAACACUGGCUUGGUGCCUGGUAACCGCAACGCUGACAAUAUCGACACCGUCAUGGAACAGUUCGAUAUGAUUGUCUAUCCUAGUCGAAGCAUCCAGACUGAUGGCGUGAAGGCCUUUUCCGUCACCUCGUUCGGUUUCGGUCAAAAGGGUGCUCAAGCCAUUGGUAUCCACCCCAAGUACCUGUAUGCCACUCUCGACGAAGAUACCUUCAAGGCAUACGCCAGCAAGGUUGCCGCUCGUCAAAAGAAGUCUUACCGGUACUUCCACAAUGGUCUGAUCAACAACGCCUUGUUCCAGGCCAAGGCAAGCGCCCCAUACAGCGAUGAGCAGCUCAGCUCUGUCCUGCUCAACCCCGAGGCUCGCGUCACUGAGGACAAGAAGACUGCUGGUCUCACCUACCCUGCCGAUUUUGCCAAGCGCGCCGCCGCUGUUCAAGCACCGAAGGCUAACAGCACUAAAUCGUCUAUUGAGGCCCUUGCUCGAAGUUUGGAAUCAAGUAAGAACAAGGUUGGUGUUGAUGUUGAAGACAUCUCAGCCAUCAACAUUGAGAACGAUACCUUUGUCGAGCGCAACUAUACCGAGAAAGAGAUUGCGUACUGCCGCAAGAUGCCUAGUCCCCAAAGCUCCUUUGCCGGCCGCUGGAGUGCCAAAGAAGCCGUUUUCAAGAGCCUUGGAGUGAAGAGCCUAGGUGGAGGUGCAGCCUUGAAGGACAUUGAAGUCCUUUCUGAUGAAAAUGGUGCGCCCAUUGUCAGUGUGAGUUUUCGUCAUUUUGCAUUAUUUUGCCCUCAACCGCCACUAACAAGACUUUAGCUAUACGGUGCUGCUGCCGAUGCCGCCAAGAAGGCGGGUGUCAAGGAGAUCAGUGUGUCCAUCUCACACUCCGAGUUGCAAGCGAUUGCCAUCGCCGUGUCCUCAUUCUAA
Truncatella angustata is the source of this 5842-nucleotide messenger RNA. Its product is annotated as fatty acid synthase subunit alpha. The coding region runs from base 194 to 5731 and encodes 1845 amino acids. Gene Ontology annotation, cellular component: fatty acid synthase complex. Gene Ontology annotation, molecular function: fatty acid synthase activity; holo-[acyl-carrier-protein] synthase activity; 3-oxoacyl-[acyl-carrier-protein] synthase activity. The record is from RefSeq and is a predicted model, not a curated record. Gene Ontology annotation, biological process: long-chain fatty acid biosynthetic process. Lineage: Eukaryota; Fungi; Ascomycota; Sordariomycetes; Amphisphaeriales; Sporocadaceae. The transcript has 2 exons.